Rana temporaria (common frog) is the source of this 1883-nucleotide messenger RNA. RefSeq names its product akirin 1 (gene AKIRIN1). Gene Ontology annotation, cellular component: chromatin; nucleus. Gene Ontology annotation, molecular function: transcription coregulator activity. Bases 252 to 809 code for a protein of 185 amino acids. The record is from RefSeq and is a predicted model, not a curated record. Lineage: Eukaryota; Metazoa; Chordata; Amphibia; Anura; Ranidae. The transcript has 5 exons. Gene Ontology annotation, biological process: negative regulation of skeletal muscle satellite cell proliferation; positive regulation of transcription by RNA polymerase II; myoblast migration involved in skeletal muscle regeneration.
UUUCUACUAGCACCUACAAGAGCGGAGGAUCGAGCUCCCCCCGCCAUUGUUGGAGUGGUUCCGGCCGGUUCGUGACGUCACCAUCGCGGCAGUUGGCCGGUUGCCGGGGAGGAGUCGCCAUUGCUGUGGUGUGAACUUAUCGUAAAGGAGAAGCUGAGGAUACCGAUCCGUGCCUUGUACCGGACUUCCUCCUCUUCCCCGGCCACUCGGUAGAUUUCUGUGUGACCUGACUGGGAUAGAUCAGAGCGACCAUGGCCUGCGGAGCGACAUUAAAGCGCUCUAUGGAGUUCGAGGCCCUGAUGAGCCCUCAGUCUCCGAAGCGUCGUCGGUGCACCCCUCUCCCGGGAUCCCCCGCCAACCCGUCCCCCCAGAGGUGCGGCAUGAGGCCCGACAGUCCGCUAGGCCCGCAGUCCUCUCUGCAGCCGCUGGGUGGGGACCGCCGGCUCACCCCGGAACAAAUCUUUCAGAACCUGAGACAGGAAUAUACACGCUACCAUAGACGACGGCAGCUAGAAGGUACUUUCAGCCAAAGUGAACAUGGACACUCCAGCGAGGUUCAAGCCAGUACAUCUCUCACAGCUCCAUCCUCACCAGGUUCAGUGGUGAAGAAAGACCAACCAACAUUCAGCUUACGACAAGUAGGAAUUCUGUGUGAACGUCUACUGAAGGACCAUGAAGACAAGAUUAGGGAAGAAUAUGAGCAGAUUCUAAACUCAAAACUAGAAGAACAAUAUGAAUCCUUUGUGAAAUUCACACAUGAUCAGAUUAUGCGACGGUACGGAACAAGGCCUACAAGUUACGUGUCUUGAAUUGAGUUUCCACUUUGGGUUUACGGCUGCUCUACAUUCUUGCCACCUGUGAGGUGCCAUGUUAUUAAUAUCAGUUUUUCUUCACAUCGUGUCAUCCAGAGAAUUUUAACGUCAUUGCUGGCUGCCUUCACACUUUAUUUUUUUUCACUGCACAGACUUUGUUCAAGGACUGCUCCUCUCAAGAAAACCGACUGUAAUCCAACAGGUUUUAUUUGACAUUUUUUUUAUUUUUUUUGGCUUCAGGAAUCUCCAUUAGUGUCCCUAUGUCUGAGGCUUCCGAUACAAGGACAUGCUUGGAGUUUUUAGUUUUGGAUUAUUUUUGCCUUGUUUGAUGCACUACAAUUAUGUUGAGUUUUUUCCCCUAUAUUGGGAGGAGCCUCAAAAAGGAUAUACAAAUAAAGGACCAUACAGACUGUAACUGUGGUGUACGUAGUGAAUAGUGAUUGUAACCUGAUGUAUACAUAACUGCACCCUUCUGAGACUAAUUCUAAAAUGCAACUUUUUUUUUCAACUUGCAUAUGUUUUUGUUUGCUACAGAAAAGCAUUGUUUUAUUGAGUUUGUACAAAAAUAUCUACCAGAAGUUGGAGUGUUCAAAAGAAGGUUUUUUUUCUUUUUGUUUUUUCUUUUCGCAUGAUAAAUAAUGUAUAGGCAGACUGAUUUUAUGGGAACUGGAGCUGCUGCUUGUUUCUACCACUUUAAUGUUUUGGUUUUCUCUCACUUCAGUUUGGGGAAUGAAACCCAAAUUCUAACUGGUUGCUCUAAGCAGCAGCCCUGUUUCUCUUUUGGCUCUAGUUUUUAUAAAUUGGUCCGAGUGUUUGUCAGACUGUACAUGCAAUUCCUAGCUCUUUGGGUGGCGAGGGUUUGAAUGAAAACACAUAGCCUUUAUAUAAUAUUGUGCCUCUAAUGUCAUUUUGAAAUGGUUGAAAUAAAAUUACCUGGGGUGAGAGUCUCUUUAUGAGCAAUUCUGAUCGACAGAUAUGUUUAUCACCGAAUUACACAUUGUGUGUUAGUAAAGUAAACCUUUUAUGCUGUGAACCAAUAGAAAAGUAGUGGUAAAAUGCCUGUGAUUAAAU